This is a messenger RNA of Trichobilharzia regenti, 3950 nucleotides long. Lineage: Eukaryota; Metazoa; Platyhelminthes; Trematoda; Strigeidida; Schistosomatidae. The record is from the annotation of a GenBank genome assembly.
AUAUAUAUAUAUAUAUAUAUACCACUAAAAUGCCGUCUUCCUCAAGUUGUUCUCUGUAAUACAAAGCGGUCACACUAUUAAAGUAGCCACUGUGGUGUAUUUUCAGGUCUGUAUGAUAUGGUAGAUACUACAGUUUUAUUAGAUUGGAUUAUCAAAGUAACAUGCAGUAUUUUAACCUAAAAAGUAUUCCAUCAACUAUAAUAUAAUAGAUUAAGCUUAAGUUUGUGUUCUUAUGUGCUCUUCUGUAUAUUUUGAAUUACUUGAAGCGAAUAAUUGGUUAUAAUAAUGCUUGCUUAACAGAUAAUCUUUAUUUUUAGGCAUUAAGUGAUUAGAUUUGGCUUUCUGUUAUCACUUGUUAGCAGAUACUUGUCAUAUACAUAGAUUUUGAAAGACGAGAUUAUAUUCUUAUACCUAUCAUUUCCCACUGGUUCUUAUACACCUAUGAGACCUUCCUCUGUUUAACUGCCAGAAUAAAAUUCUCACUAACUCAAACUUCAAAAUGAUAUAAGUUCAUUCGAGUUUGCAGAUGCACCUUGCUGAUAAGUGCCAACAAGCACUGAACAUAGGUACAGAAAUUCCUGCAAAUUGCCUCCGAUCGCUUAGCCAGAAUUCAAAGUACCCGCAGUGGUUAGUUACUUAUCUUGGCAACCAUCUUGAAACGUGACUGAUAGAAUUCGUCAGCACCAACUCAUAAGAAUAGAUACGGGACAUGACCAGUCAAUGCAUAGGUUUAAGAAUUUAAAAUAGAUGGUGGAAAAAUGGUUGGUUUUAACCCCAUUAGCUUAUCUACAUAAAUGCGAAUAAGCUAUCAAGAACUAACUCAUAUCUAACCAAGUACUUAGAGUUAGUGCCAAUAAAAGACACCGUGUUACGAGUGCACCUAUGUCUGACUUCUACAGUAUUUAUGUUUCAAAGAAAACUAUGCAAACAGAAUUGUCGUAGGGUUACCGAUAUCUGUAUUUGUGGCAUAUAUAUAUAUAUAUAUAUAUAUAUACAUAUAUAUAUAUAUAGUGCUCACCAACCACGCAUGUGGUUCGUAGUUUGGCCCCCGGCCGAUGCACUCCUUUACCUCGUUAAGCCAGUAAUAUGACUGGUAAAAAGGGAAUUGGGCAUGAGACCAACAACCCCAUCUCGUAAAAAUAAAACACCACAGCCGCCGAAACUUCAAGCCUCUAGCUUGAAGCCCUAUGUUCCACUAGUAACGUAAAGGAAUAAAAAAAUGUACAUGUAUAUGAGUAGGUGCUAAAUGUCAGUGACUGAAAUGUUCAACUCCUCCCCCAAAAUAGGGUAGGGUUAUGUAGGUGACCCAUUCAAAGUAUUAGUAAUACAAGACAUAGACAGGUGUUUUGAAGACAUGAAUUCAAUGAUAGAUGCUAUUCAGUGUACUUAUGAGUUGGAAAGUCACGAAGGAGAACUUUCGUUUUGGCUUACGUAAUUAAACGUUAAAAAAGAUGGAAAAAUAACUAUGAACUCUAACAGAAUACUCGCAAAUGCAAACUGAUACUUGGAUUUCGCAUCAUCCAAAGGCAUAUUAAUAGAAAUAAGAUGAGUGAAAUACUUAAGUGAUAUGAGAAAGAAGCUAAUUUGUACAAAGGGAAAUCUACGACAGAAAGUAAAAUGCAUAACAUAAGCGUUAGAAAUUGAUAGUUACCUUCACAAAUUAAUUUGCAAAUGUAAAGUAGUGGAUCUCAGAAAGACAGGAAAUCUAGGGAAAAGAUCAGCCAUGGCAGUACGGGAUAAUUGGAGCUUUAUAUAUCGAAUCACCAAGGGGUAUGUGCAGUAAGGAUGAUUCAACACCUGUCCUGGAUCUCUGGAAAAUUCUACUCCCCUUUCUACAAACAAAUAAGAACAAAAGCUAUAAAAACUUCGGUUUCAAAUUUUGUAGUUACAAUUGAUAUGAUUAUGAAUGAUAAAUUGUGUGCGUAAUGAAAUCCAGCAAAAAAUACUGUACAGUUUUGUGAUAUUUCCAAUAAACUGGAUAAUAUGAAAUUAAAGAUAAUUAGGUUUCGUAACUUAAGGCCUUAAGUUGCUGAAAAUUAUUGGUCAGAAGCAGUAGGUGAAAUGAGUUGUACUGGUUGGUGUGCAUUUAUUUACAGUCGUUCUCCAAACUGUAAACACGAUGUCCCAUAUCAGUUAUUUUUGGUUACUGUUUAUACUUAUAAUAAGGCUAUCUAGGAUAGUCUUGGGUUGGCAGACUACUAAUAAUUUGAUAGCUAAUAACUAAAGAUUCGAUGAAAACUUUCGUCGUAGCGGAAUUCGGACUGGUAGCUUCCGGAUUGUUAGGCGAGUGCUCCAUCAUUUGAACUACUGAUCAUGUAAUCUUUUGCAUCUUGCUAAUACUCUUGACUACGGUAUUCUAGGGUAUAGGAUGGCAAACUAAUGCAGACCCCUCAAUGUUCCUACGAUGUGCGUCUUACAAGAGCGCAUUUAAAUCCGUUUUGUUUUUAACAAUCUUAUUUUCAUUCAGUUACUUUAUAGAAACUAAAGAGAAUGGAAAAGUAUAUGGUUUAAAAUAACGUGCACUUGUCGUCUUAUCUUUGACUUCAAGGCUGCCAAAACAUAAGACUGUCUAUUAUCUGGAAUCAGACGAAUGGCCUUAGCUUCAGCAAGAAGUUUAUCUGUGAUAAACGUUCAAAAGAAUUUGCAGCUUAGUACAAAAACAUGUAUUGGGCGGUUAUAUAUAAGAUUAAAUAUUGCACAGGCAUUUUCAUCCACUGACAAAUCAAAUGAUUUUGGAGAAUCAAAGAACGAUAGCAGCUUGCCAAACCAAAAACUCUCUUCUGAAUUUCAGAAAGCUAUUGCUCAUGGUCCCAGUCUUUCCGAAUUUAUCAAACUUGGCAAAAGCAAUCAGGCAGUUGAUCAAGGUAUUCAUGAAUCUCAAAGUAAAGUGUCUAAAACUGGUGAACGUCUUCGUCUUCCAAAAUGGCUUAAGACUGAAAUUCCUUGUGGUGGUAAUGUUGCACGCUUAGAGAAACAGUUACGUUCAUUAAAUUUACAUACAGUUUGUGAAGAAGCUCGAUGUCCUAAUCUCAGUGAAUGCUGGAGUGGUGGAAGUUCUGCAGCAUCCACAGCUACCAUCAUGAUAAUGGGUGAUACAUGUACAAGAGGUUGUCGAUUUUGUUCAGUGAAAACCUCCCCGAAUCCACCACCUCUUGAUCCAAACGAACCAGUUAAUACUGCUGAAGCUAUAAGCAAUUGGGAUGUAGACUAUAUUGUAAUCACUUCAGUGGAUCGUGAUGAUUUGGUCGAUGGAGGAGCCCGGCAUAUUGCUGAAACAAUUCGACAAAUAAAAGCACGUAAACCAUCAAUUUUAGUCGAAUGUUUAGUUCCAGACUUUCAAGGUUGUACAGAUUCUAUCACUACGGUAGUUCGCGCCAACCCAGAAGUAUACGCGCAUAAUAUAGAGACAGUGGAGUCAUUACAGAGCGUUGUACGUGAUAGGCGUGCUGGUUACUCUCAGUCACUUCGAACUUUAGAAACUGCCAAGGAACGUAGUAAUCGCCUUGUUUCCUCUGGAGAUGCAGAUUCUCUUAUCGUUACUAAAUCUAGUAUUAUGUUAGGUCUUGGUGAAACUGAACAUGAAGUGAUGGUAGCUUUGAAGGAUCUACGCCAAGCAGGAGUUGACUGUGUAACACUCGGACAAUAUGUGCAACCGACUAGGCGUCAUCUAAAGGUAAAAGAAUAUAUUCAUCCAGAUAAAUUUGAUUAUUGGGCAAAAGUCGGCAAUGAAAUGGGAUUUUUGUACACAGCUAGUGGACCGUUAGUACGGUCAUCAUAUCGAGCUGGUGAAUACUACAUUAAAAAUAUUAUAGACCAAAGAAAACGUAAAACUUUGUAAUAAACAGUGAAUACACUGCCAAUCAAUAUUUACAGUACUUUUUCUUAAUUAUCCAAAAUCAGCUUACUUUUGAUGUAGAUUUGUAUAGUAUAUAUAUAUAUAUAUAUAUAUA